Nanorana parkeri is the source of this 529-nucleotide messenger RNA. RefSeq names its product sentrin-specific protease 3-like. Gene Ontology annotation, molecular function: deSUMOylase activity. Gene Ontology annotation, biological process: protein desumoylation. Gene Ontology annotation, cellular component: nucleus. The annotation marks the transcript as partial. The transcript is spliced from 4 exons. The record is from RefSeq and is a predicted model, not a curated record. NCBI's taxonomy places the organism in Eukaryota, Metazoa, Chordata, Amphibia, Anura, Dicroglossidae.
GUUGACAUAUUCAGUAAGCAGUUUUUGUUGAUCCCCAUCCACUUGGAGGUUCACUGGUCUCUCGUGUGUGUGGAUGUCAGUAACCGGACCAUUACUUACUUUGAUUCCCAGCGUACGCUGAACAGGCGCUGCCCGAAGCACAUAGCCAAAUAUCUGCAGGCUGAAGCUGUGAAGAAGGAGCGGGCAGAAUAUGUGGACGGCUGGAAGGGAUUUUUCAAGAUGAAUGUGGCAAGACAGAAUAAUGACAGCGACUGCGGAGCGUUUGUAUUGCAGUACUGCAAGUUCCUGGCGCUGGAGCUGCCAUUUUCUUUCGGCCAGCAGGAUAUGCCGAAACUGAGGCGCCAGAUGUACAAGGAACUGUGUCACUGUAAGCUGUCUGCGUGAAGGAGCAGUACCAGGCCCGAGCGUUUCCGGACUGAGCCAGAGUCCCCGCGGUAUUACGACAGAAGGGGCUCUCCGUGAUCUAUCACUGCCCCGCUCUGUGCCCGUACUGUGAGGGACAACCCCCUCACCAGGCUUUUUCAGCCUC